AUGCUGCUGCCGGAAAACGAAACGGGCUACGUCUGGACCGAGUUAUUAGACACCGGCAACCUGACGGCGAGUGACGGUGAAGAAGACCACGGUGGUCCGGAGGAGGUGAUUGUUCCGGUGAUUUUCGGAUGUAUAUUUUUCCUGGGUGUCGUCGGGAACACUGUGGUGAUGAUAGUAAUAGGGAAAAUUAAGUCCCGGCGCAACAGAAGUACGACGAACAUUUUCAUCCUCAAUUUAAGCAUAGCGGACCUGUUGUUUCUGCUAUUCUGUGUUCCGUUCCAGGCUACCAUAUACUCCCUACCUGA
Molecule: messenger RNA, 305 nt
Organism: Coregonus sp. 'balchen'
Lineage: Eukaryota; Metazoa; Chordata; Actinopteri; Salmoniformes; Salmonidae
Source: the annotation of a GenBank genome assembly